Molecule: messenger RNA, 1089 nt
Organism: Knipowitschia caucasica
Lineage: Eukaryota; Metazoa; Chordata; Actinopteri; Gobiiformes; Gobiidae
Source: the annotation of a GenBank genome assembly
AUGUCUGCAUCUCAGGGUCAAUCACUAGAUGUAAAGGCCCCCAAGGACCCAAUGGUACGUUUCCAGAGCUACCUGCAUGGGGGAACAUCCAGCCUGUUGUCAGCACUCCCCACCCUCGUCGUGUUCCCUGUUUACAAGAUUGUAUUCCGUCAACAAAUCCACAAUACUCCAGUGCAUCGAGCAGUUGGGCAGCUUUAUAAAGAAGGUCUUCUGAAGCUGUACAGGGGUGUGGCGCCUCCAUUAGUGAUGCGAACUCUCAAUGGCACCCUCCUCUUCGGGCUUCAGGACACUCUUCUUCACAGUCUUUCCUGGACGUCCUCUGCACACAUCCCUGCCUCUGCUCUGCCGGCACUGGCUGGGCUCGGUGCUGGUGUUGUUGAAGCCCUGGUCUUCACUCCCUUUGAGCGUGUCCAGAAUGUGUUACAGAACAGUCAGAAUUAUUCUCGUCUGCCCACGCUGAAGAGCAUACUUGUCAGGUUGAAGUCUGAGAGGCAGGCAUCAGGGUUCUACAGAGGCUUUGUGCCAAUCACUGCUCGAAAUGCUUUGGGGAGCGCUCUCUACUUUGGCCUCAAAGGACCUGUGUGUGCAGCUGUCUCUGGAGGAGGUUUGUCUCCACUUCUAGCUUCUUUUGUUUCAGGGACUCUAACAUCCAUGGCCAUCAGUCUGAGCCUAUAUCCACUGUCUGUGCUGGUGGCCAACAUGCAGGCUCAGGUGGGGAGGGACCUCAGGGGGGUCUGGGGUUGCUGGAAAGAGCUGAUGGAGUCCAGACAGAGGAGCAUAGUCCUGCUGUACCGAGGUGAUAGACUCAGAGCCGGAGCCAGGUCUGGACUUGCAGCUCAGGGUGUGCUUCUGUAUAAAAGCAGAGAUCUGCACACACACACUGCACACGGACGCUCUGCUCUGACCAGCACACUUCUGCACACUGCAAAUCACAGAAACUCUUCAGGUAUGGAUAGCAACCCCGUAAAUGCAGAGGUAGAAUCCUUUAACAGGAGAAGUCUGCGGAAAACGAGCACAAGUGAGAAGAUCGUUCUUCCAACUAAGGAGGAUAUCGAACGGGAAAAGAAAGAGGAGAAGACAAAAAAAUAA